Messenger RNA from Andrographis paniculata, 1214 nucleotides. Its product is annotated as epsin-3-like. Gene Ontology annotation, cellular component: plasma membrane; clathrin vesicle coat; endosome. The record is from RefSeq and is a predicted model, not a curated record. NCBI's taxonomy places the organism in Eukaryota, Viridiplantae, Streptophyta, Magnoliopsida, Lamiales, Acanthaceae. Bases 122 to 1006 code for a protein of 294 amino acids. Gene Ontology annotation, molecular function: clathrin binding; phospholipid binding. The transcript is spliced from 4 exons. Gene Ontology annotation, biological process: endocytosis.
CCCACCCACCCCUAUUUUUCAAACUUUAAUUUCCUCUCUCAUCUAACAAAAGAACCCCACUCUCUCUCUCCUCUCCAUCCACAACUAAUCAAGAAUCUCUGCAAUAUUUCACCGGAGUAACAUGUCGUCGAUUCUUGGCAGCGGCAGCGGCAGCGGCGGCGGCGGCGACGGCGGCGGAGCGGCGACUUUCCACGAAUUCAAAAAACAGGCUUCUUUCUUCCUCAAGGAGAAAAUCAAGACCGCCCGAUUAGCCCUGACUGACGUCACCCCAGCCCAACUAUUGGCUGAAGAAGCGACGAAUGGGAAUAUUCCUCCCGACGCAAGAACUCUGAAGAUGAUUUCGAAGGCAGCUUUUGAAGUGGAUGAUUACUGGAGGAUCGUCGACAUCCUCCACAAAAGGUUAGUGAAAUUCGAUAGUAGAAAUUGGCGGCCGCCGUACACGGCGGUGGUAGUGGUGGAGCAUUUGGUGACACACGGGCCGGAGAGGGCGGCGGAGGAGUUCCGAUCGGACAGCGGUGUUAUUGCCGAGAUGCUGACUUUCCACCACCUCGACGACAAAGGAUUUGAUUGGGGAUUGAGUGUUCGGAACAAAUCCCAAAGAGUACUGAAGCUUCUAGAAAAAGGUUCUUUUCUAAAAGAAGAAAGAGAUAAAGCCAGGAGGAUAUCGCGCGGCAUUAAGGGCUUUGGAAGCUUUAGCCACCGCGGCGGCGGCGGCCGGGACCCACCCGAGCCGCCAGUCGCCCGGUGCAAAUCAGCCGUCGACGGCAGCUCAGAAGAUUUCUUUUCAAUAAAAAACGAAUGUAUCGUGGCUAGUAAUGGCCCCCUUAACCUCGUCGAUAAGGACUUAAAAAUUCGAGUAAAUUCCAAAGAGAACUUUGCUCCAAACGACGAAAUUGUUGCCAAUGCAGCAGCAGGGCAAGAUGUGUCCGGAAAGACGGGAGAUCAACAUCCCUUUGAUGAUGCCGAGGUUCUGACAGCUACGCCGCUGCUCUCUACGGCGCGCUGAUCGUGAUUUGUCUUAAAAACACGUGUUUGGAUUGCCGGUCGAACACACAUUAUGUUAACUUGAGUGUUAGCGCAGUUUCGCUGUUCGAAUAAAACAGUAGCAAUGUGUUCUUACAUGAUUUAGGCCGCGGUUUCUUCCUUAAACUCUUGUUUCGUGUUCUUGAUUACAGCUUGGUUGUUAUUAUUUAGACUCUCGGAAACUUAAUUUC